AUGGAUGAGGUGGAAACACCUUGUCUUUUCAGUGAAGCCCGGCAAGCUCUAAACCGAGCUUCUGUGCUUCAUCAUGAGGGUUUCCUCCAAUUCCGAGGGGAGCUGAGUCGGUAUGAGGCCGAGAUUCGAGGGAUUAUUGAGGAAAAGGAUGCCUUCAAGCUUCUCAGCGAGCAAAGAGAAGGGGAAGCUAAAGGCCUCCAUGCUGAGCUAAAAAUGACUCAAAAAGAACACGCCGAACUGGUCGAGCAGGUAAGAAGAAUAUUUGAAGUUAGUGACGGCGAUUCGGGCAUGGUAGCUAAUGGUUUGAACUCGCAGGUCCAACAAAAUCUUGACGUGAUCAGGCAACUCCGUGAAGAGGUUGAUGCAAUAAAAAUUGAGGCCGAAGGGUGGAAGAAGAAAAUGGAUCGCCUGGCCUCGGCUGAAAACCAGCUCCGAGGUAUGAAAGAGGAAAUCUUGGAGAACCUGGUCGCGGAGCUCAAAGCCGCCAAAUCUGAAGUUAAGACAGCCAAGGCUGAUGCUGAUGUAGUGGUGGCCAUUUACCGGGCCGAUGCUGAAGCCGAAGCCGCUCCGAUUCGAGCAAAGGAAGUUGCCGAGGCUGCUCAGGUUCGAGUAAAGGGGGUUGCUGAGAAGGCCAAAUAUCAAUCUCGAAAGGAGACCCUCGAGGAAAUCCAUGCUCAGGGUUUUGACCUUACAACCGAGAUCGAGAACGCUAGGGAGCUCGAAGCUGAAGCUAGGAAAUUAGCUUUCCCGAUGAUAAUGAUGAAUCUGGGAGCUUAA
This is a messenger RNA of Nicotiana attenuata, 777 nucleotides long. Its product is annotated as filament-like plant protein. Lineage: Eukaryota; Viridiplantae; Streptophyta; Magnoliopsida; Solanales; Solanaceae. The record is from RefSeq and is a predicted model, not a curated record. The transcript has 3 exons. The coding region runs from base 1 to 777 and encodes 258 amino acids.